Molecule: messenger RNA, 564 nt
Organism: Poeciliopsis prolifica (blackstripe livebearer)
Lineage: Eukaryota; Metazoa; Chordata; Actinopteri; Cyprinodontiformes; Poeciliidae
Product: caspase-1-like
Exons: 3
Coding region: 1-558 (185 amino acids)
Biological process (GO): regulation of apoptotic process
Source: RefSeq, a predicted model, not a curated record
AUGAUGCAGGUCACAGAGAAAACGCUGUCUGAGGUUCGCAGUGAGUUUGUGGAAAGUGUUUCUGAAGAACUUCUGAUUGAGCUCCUUGAUGGCCUUCAGACCGAUGGUGUCUUUGGUGAUUCGGAGAAACAGGCGAUACUUGAAAACAACCAAACCAGAGCAGACAAGGCCCGUGACACCAUAGAUGCUGUUCUGAAGAAAGGGAACAGAGCCUGCAGAUUGAUGAUUAAACAUCUUCACCACAUGGAUCCUACCCUGUUCAAUCAGCUGGGUUUGUCCUCUGAUGAUCAAGAUAUUGUUGAUCAGUGCCAGAAUGGCCUUAAAGAGUCUCUGAAGAUGAAGAUCCAAAGUCUCUCUGAAGGCGUCGCUGAACAUGGAAAUAAAACCGGUCUGAACCAGAUCUACACUGAGCUCUACAUCACAGAGGGGUCAACUAGAGAGGUCAACCAGGAACAUGAGGUCAGACAGAUUGAAACAGCAUCCAGGAAACAAGAAACAGUCAGAAGAGAAGACAUCUUUAAAGUCCCACCUGAGGAGAUCAACCAAUCAGGACAGUGAUGACCA